Arctia plantaginis is the source of this 1485-nucleotide messenger RNA. Lineage: Eukaryota; Metazoa; Arthropoda; Insecta; Lepidoptera; Erebidae. The record is from the annotation of a GenBank genome assembly.
AUGGAUGAAGAUACAUCUAAGAUUGUUAGCAAAAACAAUUUUAAAGAUGCAGGUUGGGGCUACAGACAUCAACAAUGCUUCAUUCUAUUUUGUACCUAUACCAUCGCCUAUAGCAUGAAGUCAUGUAUGGGAGUUGCUGUGGUGGCAAUGACAAAAUACCCUCAUAAUGAAAACAACACUACAGAUUUUAAAGAACAAAACACGACUACCGAAUUUAGACCAGAAGGCUUUUUAAAUGCUUUAAUAUUAGUUCCUCCGUAUCCAAUAUUUAAUUGGAACAAAAAACUUCAGGAUACAAUUAUAGCCUCAUUCUAUUGGGGAUAUAUGAUUCUUCAGCUCCCAGCUGGAUAUUUAGUACACAGAGUUGGAGUAAAGAAUUUACUAACUGGCGCCAUGGCAACAAGCUUUGUGAUUUUGACUGUAUUGCCGACCGCUGCAUAUUACGGUAGUUGGUAUUGUACAGUACUAUGCAGAUUUACACAAGGUCUUAGUCAAGCGUGCCUUAUACCUGGACUUCAUUACGCUCUUGGGAAAUGGGCACCACAUCAUGAAAGAGGAAGGUUAGGAGCUUUCGUCUAUGGGGGUCAAGCUGUUGGAACUCUUUUAGGACUUCCAAUAACGGGUUUUAUAUCAGCAUCACCGAUGGGCUGGCCUGGUAUAUUCAGAUUUUACGGCAUAUUGUCAGGUUUAAUGGCAGUAAUUAUAUGGUUUUUGCUUUUUGAUACUCCGGCAAAACAUCCUAAAAUAUCUUUUCUUGAACAAAAAUAUAUUGAGGAUGAUAUUAGACCCAAAGAAAGAAUCCCAGUGCCAUGGUUAAAAAUACUACGUCAUAAAGGUGUUUACGCCAUAAUUUUUGCACAAAUAGCUGGUGCAUGGGGACAUCUGACUUUGUAUUCAGAAGUACCAGCAUAUAUGGACAAAGUUAUGAAAGUUAAUAUAAAAGCGAACGGAGUGUUGACAGCUUUGCCAUUUUUAGCUAUGUGGCUUGCCAACUUUUUCUUCAGUUGGCUCACUGACUGGUUGAUUAUAAAGAAUAUCAUGAGUGUUACUAACACCAGGAAAUUCGCCAACUCUUUAGGUUACUUUCCAGCUGGCAUUGGACUUAUAGCUUUGGCUUAUGUGCCUCGUAACAUUUAUUUUGUAGAGACACUGUUGGUUUUGAUAUGUGUUUUUAAAAUAUCAGCUCAUUGUGGAUACUUGGUAAACCACAUGGACAUAUCACCAAAUUUUGCUGGCCCAUUAAUCAGUCUUAGUAACUUCGUAUCGCACAUGGGCACGUCAUUGUCACCAAUAGUGAUUGCACAUAUAUUAACCGAUGCUGAAGACAAGUACCUCUGGAGAAAGGUGUUCUUCUUAACAGCUGGAAUUUAUUUCACCAUGAAUACAAUAUAUUUGUUAUUUGGUACUGGUGAGAGAGCGGAAUGGGAUGAUCCAAAGGUCGAACAAGAAGUGAUAGAAGAAAACCUGUCCAUGAUUAACGCGUAA